UUUUUUUGACUUCUCUCAAACGCGCUGUUCAGAAUGUCGCUUCUUGCCACCCAACAGCGCUCGGCCGUGCUGAUGCUGUACCGGCUGGUGCUGCGCACAUCCGAGCAGCUGCAGUUUACCGAUCGCGCGUGGUUUGAGGCGCGUGUGCGGCGCGAGUUUCGUGAGCCGCGCGCAAACGCACAACUAACAGCCGACGCCAUCCAGCGAGCGUUGCUGUACUUGAAGGAGCGGCCGUUGCUUUGAGAGCUGCAUGCUGCUCUUCCUUCGCGCGCGCCUCGGACGCCCCAGUUUGCGACGACCUUGAUUGCAGCCGACCCAACAAGCACCCCCAACCCUCUUGGCAUCGAACACACCCAACUUUACAGAGCGCGACACGAUGCGCAUGGCCACGGAGACGCCAAGACACCCCAGACUGGGUUUUCAUCCAAAGUCCUGCUUCUCUCUCGCGUCGACGUCUCGCUGCCGCAAAAGUGCAUUGCUCCGGCUUGGAUCUGUGCUGUGUGUGCUGUCUGUGUGUGUCUUCUUCACCGUUGUGUUGUUGCGAUCCGUGGCUCGUUGCGCUGGUCGUUGUCGUCCCAUAAACACGCGCGCACGCUUCAUGAACA
Messenger RNA from Capsaspora owczarzaki ATCC 30864, 605 nucleotides. RefSeq lists its product as hypothetical. The record is from RefSeq and is a predicted model, not a curated record. The coding region runs from base 34 to 243 and encodes 69 amino acids. The transcript is spliced from 2 exons. Lineage: Eukaryota; Filasterea; Ministeriida; Capsasporidae.